AUGGAACCUGUCAGCAGAACAUUCACUAUUUAUCGUUGAAACAAACUAAAAAUAAGAUUUAUUAAUUUUGAAAUUUUCUUUUCAAGAUGGAAAUUGAAUACUACCGUUUUGAAUGGAAGGUCGGUACAGCACCUAUGGAUAAUGAGGAGAACGUGAUGAUCGAUGAUGCUUAUAAUAUCCACUGCAUAAAGAAGCAUCCAUUUUACGUCACAAUUGAAUUGCCCCGUACACUUAUAGGACCUCGACUUAUAAUCUUCAGUUUGAUCAAUUCUUUAUUACAUAGUCAACUCAUUGAACGCUGUGAAAAGCAUACUAAAUCUGAUCGAUUAACACAAUUAUGUCAUAAAGCACUCCCAUUAGUCAUACAUGAAGAUCUUUCUUCGGAUUACCCUUAUAGGUAUGCCCCGAAUGGGAGUGUUGCAAUCAUACUGCCACCGCAACAGCAAGUACAUGGAAUUCCUGUUGCCAUCAAGUGUUCAUCAAAAUGUACUCGAAAACCAUUUAGUCUCAUGGUAUGCGUAUUAAAUGAAGAAUUAGACGUUCCAAUAAAAAUUCUGCCGAUGCACGUUUACGAAAAUCGGACGGAAUUGAUUGAUAGCUGACAUAGUUCCUACAUUUCUGGUGUCAACCGAUUCUUGUAAAUCCUUUAAGAUGUUUUUUACUAUUUUUUCAGCCAGUACGCUAUCUCUAAAAUCAA
This is a messenger RNA of Chelonus insularis, 697 nucleotides long. RefSeq lists its product as uncharacterized. Lineage: Eukaryota; Metazoa; Arthropoda; Insecta; Hymenoptera; Braconidae. Bases 87 to 602 code for a protein of 171 amino acids. The transcript has 2 exons. The record is from RefSeq and is a predicted model, not a curated record.